CGCACCUGCCACUCUGAGGCGAUGUUUUGUUCCGACUACAGGGGUUCCAGUCUUUACCACCCUACAUGAUGUCACGACUUAAAUGUGGCGUAUAGCAACUCCUACCUCCACGCUCGUAGAAAUUCCUGCGGAUGCGAUAUCUAUCAUUUGUCCGAUUCUCUCCUCCACUAGAUGAUCUAGUCCCAUCAAUGCAAUCUAUUUCUUUCAUUAGAGAUUACCAUGCAGUGCAACUACUUCGUUUGCACGCUUGGUCAAGCUACACGACUACACAGCGGCCCUAAGCCAUACCGCAACAUCAGCCAGUUUGUGGAGCAGCAAGCACAGCAUCACCCGCUACUACCAGCCGUUGGAUUCCCAGUCCCGUGUCCAGAACCAAAGCAAUGGCAUCACGAGGUCCUCACAUUUGGAGAUGUUGAAGAAGGCACAAAUGUCUUCGCAACGAGACUAUCAGACGCCUUACGCACGCCCAAACAUCUAGAGACGAUAGCUUUACUAUGUCACAGCUCUCCGGAGUUCCUUUUCACGUGGUUGGGUUUGAUAAGACUGGGCCAUCCCGUCCUCCUGAUAGCGCCGCAAUGUCAAGCAGCUGCGAUCGUACAUCUUUGCACAUCUUGCAACGUCUCAAUACUGCUCCAUGACGUUGCUCACGCAGAUCGAGCGCAGCAGACACAGCAGUCGGCGGAAGAACAAAAAGUGACCGCGUUCAAGACACAACUUUUACCUCUAAGCGAAGGAGAAGACAUCUUCCAGGUCAUCAAAGAGUCGGUUGAACUACAUGCUGAGUCCCCUCAAAUAGACGAAACAGCCAUCGCAUACUUGCACCACACUUCGGGAACCUCGUCAGGACUGCCAAAACCGAUACCACAAUCUCAUCGAGCGGCCAUCGGUGUACUCCCGCAGCUUCCAAAGAUACCGGGCAUAGCCUCGUUCACUACGACACCUCUCUAUCAUGGAGGGAUUGCGGAUCUGUUCAGAUGUUGGACGAGCAGUUCUCUCAUAUGGCUGUUCCCUGGGAAAGACAUACCCAUCACAGCUCAGAACAUAUGCAAGUGCCUGAACGUAGCCAAGUCUUACUCAGGAACAGAUGUUCUUCCUCAAGUCAAAUACUUCUCCUCUGUACCUUACGUGCUCCAGAUGAUGGAAGCGGACGAGAGUGGUCUUCAGGCACUUCAGCAGAUGGAGAUCGUUGGAGUGGGUGGAGCAGCACUGCCGACUGAUAUUGGGAACCGCUUGGUGAAUAAGGGGGUAAAUCUCAUCUCAAGAUUUGGGAGCGCUGAGUGUGGCUUCAUUCUGUCUUCAUAUCGCGACUUUUCUGCAGAUGGGGACUGGCAGUAUUUGCGGAACUACAACCCACCUAAGCUGCUGGAUUUCGAGCCACGAGAGGAUGGUCUAGCCGAACUAGUCAUACGGCCUGGGUGGCCACAUAUGGCGAAACAUAAUCGUCCCGACGGGGCUUUCGCAACGGCCGAUCUGUUCGCACCACAUGAGACCAUCGAGAACGCAUGGCUGUACCACUCACGAGCCGACUCUCAGUUGACACUGAUCACUGGCAAGAAGUUCGAUCCCGCCCCUCUUGAAGAUUACAUAGCAACCUCGUUGCAUCUCGACGACGUGUUGAUUUUUGGCAACAACCGUCCAUUCCCAGGCGCACUUCUUCUACGAUCUGAACAGUCUAGUGGUGUAUCUGAUCAAGAGCUUCUUCUUGCGAUCAGGCCAGUAAUAGAGAAGCUGAAUCUUGAAAAUCAGGAUCAUGCUCGAAUACCUUUCAACAUGUUGGUACCACUACCGCAUCAGAACCAGCCACUCGAGAAGAGUAGCAAGGGAACUAUCAUUCGGAGAGCCGCAGAAUCCCGGUUCGAGGAGGAAAUUGAACGCGCGUAUGGGUCGCAAGGGCCAGAUCAGUCGGCUGACGUGAAAGAUGAAGACCUGCUUCAGCAUUUCACUGAACUCAUACAGUCUAUUACUUCGCAGUCGGCAGGCUUGACUGAAGAUGCGGAUCUUUUCUCAUAUGGUGUCGAUUCAAUCGCAUGUAUGCAGCUUAGGAACCGGCUGACAGGGCUAAUACCACACUGCAAAGACCCGCUGCCCAUGAGCGUGGUCGAGGACUGUGGUACCAUACGACGUUUGGCCGACUACGUCCUACGAAAGCGACAUGGGGAGUCCGAUACGGAUGUGGAAGAUGAGGAGCAACUGAUGCUGGAUCUGGUCAAGGAGUUUGGUUCCUGGCAGCAGUCAGCUUCGCACGACGCGAUCAACGGUUCACACGACAAGAAUGCUGGAGAUGUGGUUGUACUCACAGGAGCCACUGGCGCGUUAGGAGCACAUAUCCUGAAUUUGCUGCAAAAGACAGCGAGUAUUGACACCAUCUACUGCCUUGUCAGAGGGGCAGACGAACAUGCGGCAACAGAGCGUGUCAACGAAGCCCUCGAGCAGAGAGGUCUGACCAGCCUCAAGACGAAGACAAAAGUCAACGUGAUACCAGCACAGUUAAGCAAACAACGACUUGGACUUGGCGAUGGACUAUACAAUCACCUGGCCAAAGAAGCAACCUCGAUCAUCCACGUCGCAUGGACUGUCAAUUUUCGUCUCAAGCUCCGCAGCUUCGUGAAAGACAACAUCGCAGGCGUCCAGAACCUGCUCAAUCUAGCCUUGAAAGAACCGCGUUCCAGCCCUCCUCGCUUCACAUACUGCUCCUCCACUGCAGCAAUCAUGAACGGCUCGCUCGACGACGCGGGAUUUUUACCCGAGAAACUUUUGUCCGACCCCUCUACUGCAUCCCCGCUGGGCUACUCGCGCUCGAAAUGGGUAGCAGAGCACAUAUGCCUCGAAGCGCAUAACCGGACGAGUCUGCGCGGGCGGGUCGCUAUCGUCCGGGUUGGACAGCUCGCUGGCGGCUCGAUGUCAGGGGUGUGGAACACGAAAGAGGCAUGGCCUAUGAUGUUGAGCACUGCAAGGUUGAUCCAAUGUCUACCUGAUUUAGGUGAUGAGCCGCUUGAUUGGCUGCCUGUUGACAUUGCUGCUCAGGCUUUUCUUCAAGCUACGAAGGUGGUCAGCGGAAGUGCAGGAGAAAUGCCUGUGUAUCAUGUGCUAAAUCCGCAUCGACGGCCAACGUGGCGGGAGAUGUUGCAUUGGCUGCAGAAGAAGGAGCAGUUCGAAAUCGUUGCCCCGCAGGAAUGGGUCAGACGUUUGGAAGAUUGCAACAAUGCCAAUCACUCUGCGAUGAAGCUGUUGGGGCUUUGGAAGGAUUCAUACAGUAAUGCACCUGAGAAUGCGAAGCAGCAGCCGCAGUUUUCCAUGGCGGAGACAAGGAAAGCUGUCCCGGCACUAAAAGUUGUGAAGCCGCUUGAUGAGGCGUAUAUGGGAAGGAUCUGGGAGUGGGUACAAAAGCAUGUUGACUGAGAGAGAAGGUAUCAAUGGGCAACUGUGUCCAACGCAAGAAUAAGCCU
Cucurbitaria berberidis CBS 394.84 is the source of this 3446-nucleotide messenger RNA. RefSeq lists its product as uncharacterized. The transcript has 3 exons. Bases 220 to 3399 code for a protein of 1059 amino acids. NCBI's taxonomy places the organism in Eukaryota, Fungi, Ascomycota, Dothideomycetes, Pleosporales, Cucurbitariaceae. The record is from RefSeq and is a predicted model, not a curated record. Gene Ontology annotation, molecular function: phosphopantetheine binding.